CCGCCUCUGUCCCCCCGAGUCCACCACAACGCCAACACAGAUACCUCUCGCGGAGCCCGAUGGCGAGACUAGCAUGGGUGCUGUGCCUCCUGCUCGUUGUUGCCACGGCGGUGGCGGUGGCGGUGGCGGUCGCGGAGUCUGAAACGGAGGCCGUGUCCACCUACAUUGUGCACGUCGCGCCGGCGCACGCGCCACGGUCGUCACGGCCCCGCGCGCUUUCCAGCGCGUACGGCUCCUUCCUGCGCGGCCACCUCCCCGCGCGCGUCGCGCGCCCGGCGCCGAGGGUGCUCUACUCGUACGCGCACGCCGCGACGGGCUUCGCGGCGCGGCUGACGGGGGCCCAGGCCGCGCACCUCUCCUCCCAGGACUCCGUGCUCGCGGUCGUGCCCGACGCGACGCACCAGCUGCACACCACGCUGACGCCGUCGUUCCUCGGCCUCUCGGAGUCGUCCGGUCUGCUCCCGGCGUCCGGCGGCGGCACGGGCGUCGUGAUUGGCCUCAUCGACACCGGCGUGUACCCGAACGACCGCGCGUCUUUCGCCGCGGACCCGUCGCUGCCGCCGCCGCCCAGCACGUUCCGGGGCGGCUGCGUCUCGACGCCGGCGUUCAACGCCUCCGCGUACUGCAACAACAAGCUCGUCGGCGCCAAGUUCUUCAACCUGGGGUACCAGGCUGCGCACGGAGGGGAGAUUGAGGAGACGGAGUCUAGGUCGCCGCUCGACACCAACGGCCACGGUACGCACACCUCGUCCACGGCCGCGGGCUCCGCCGUGGCGGACGCCGCCUUCUUCGACUACGCCAAGGGCAAAGCCGUCGGCAUGGCUCCGGGCGCGCGCAUUGCCGCCUACAAGGCGUGCUGGACAAGGGGAUGCACGUACUCUGACAUUCUCAUGGCAUUUGACGAGGCCAUCAAGGAUGGGGUCAACGUCAUCUCCGUCUCACUCGGCGCUGUUGGCAGGGCGCCACAGUUCUAUAGCGACACCACGGCCGUGGGAGCGUUCAGCGCCGUCCGCAAGGGCAUCGUCGUGUCCGCCUCUGCAGGCAACGCCGGCCCCGGCGAGUUCACCGCCGUCAACGUCGCGCCGUGGAUCCUGACGGUCGGUGCGUCAACCAUCAACCGCCAGUUCCCAGCGAACGUCGUCCUCGGCAACGGCGAGACCUUCAACGGCACCUCCCUCUAUGCCGGCACGCCGCUCGGCGCAAGCGAGAUACCGUUGGUCUAUGGAGGGGACGUGGGCUCAAGUGUCUGUGAAGCUGGCAAGCUGAUCGCCAGCAUGGUCGCCGGAAAGAUCGUGGUGUGCGACCCAGGCGUGAAUGGUCGAGCAGCUAAAGGAGAAGCCGUGAAGCUUGCCGGAGGAGCCGGAGCAAUCCUAGUUGGCAGCAAAGCUUUCGGCGAGCAGGCCUUGGCUACCGCUCACAUCCUUCCCGCGACGGCCGUCACGUUCGCCGCUGCCGCGAAGAUCAAGAGGUACAUAAGGACGAACGCGUCCCCCGUCGCGACGAUCGUGUUCCUCGGCACUGUCAUCGGCCGGACGCCGUCUUCCCCAAGAAUGGCAUCCUUUUCCAGCCGCGGCCCAAAUUUCAUCGCGCCGGAGAUCUUCAAGCCGGAUGUCACCGCCCCUGGAGUGGACAUCCUAGCUGCCUGGACCGGCGAGAACUCUCCCUCGGAGCUCGACAGCGACACGAGGCGGGUGAAGUUCAACAUCAUCUCCGGCACGUCCAUGUCGUGCCCGCACGUGAGCGGCAUCGCCGCGCUGCUCCGGCAGGCGCACCCGGACUGGAGCCCCGCCGCCAUCAAGUCCGCGCUGAUGACCACCGCGUACAACGUCGACAACGGCGGCGACAUCAUCAAGGACAUGUCGACCGGCGAGGCAUCCACGCCGUUCGUGCGCGGGGCCGGCCAUGUGGACCCCAACUGCGCCCUGGAUCCGGGCCUGGUGUACGACGCCGGCGCCGACGAUUACAUCUCCUUCAUGUGCGCGCUCGGCUACACCUCCGAUCAGAUCGCCGUCUUGACGAGGGACGGCUCGGUGACCGACUGCUCCACGCGCUCGGGCUCCGUGGGCGACCUCAACUACCCGGCCUUCUCGGUCGUGUUCAGCUCCGGGGAUGGCACGGUCACGCAGCGACGCGUCGUGCGCAACGUCGGGAGCAACGCCGAGGCCACGUACACGGCCACCGUCACCAGACCCGCCGGCGUGGGCGUCGCGGUGGAGCCUCCGACGCUGCAGUUCAGCGCGACGCAGCGGACGCAGGAGUACGCAAUCACCUUCGCGGCGCAGCAGGGAGGCGUGACCGAGAAGUACACGUUCGGGUCCAUCGUGUGGAGUGACGGCAAGCAUAAGGUGACCAGCCCCAUUGCCAUCACCUGGCCGGCGAGCCAAGUGGCGGCGAUGUGAUUCGACAGUUCUACAAACUGGCCGGCGAGCCAAGUACCUUCGACAAACUUUAGCUUGUGUGUCGUUGUUUGUUGUUGUAGGUUGCAUUUAAAAAAUAAGUCGCCUAGCUUCAUUACUACCUCAUUCUACCGACAAGUUGUAUAACUAAUCUUAUGAUUUGGAGUUUCACUUCUCAACUGCUCUUGUUGUUAAAAACACCAUACAUCACGUAAAUCACG
Panicum virgatum (switchgrass) is the source of this 2617-nucleotide messenger RNA. RefSeq names its product subtilisin-like protease SBT1.4. Gene Ontology annotation, molecular function: serine-type endopeptidase activity. The transcript has a single exon. Bases 60 to 2399 code for a protein of 779 amino acids. The record is from RefSeq and is a predicted model, not a curated record. Lineage: Eukaryota; Viridiplantae; Streptophyta; Magnoliopsida; Poales; Poaceae. Gene Ontology annotation, biological process: proteolysis.